Haliotis rufescens (red abalone) is the source of this 5304-nucleotide messenger RNA. Its product is annotated as neuropeptide Y receptor type 5-like. NCBI's taxonomy places the organism in Eukaryota, Metazoa, Mollusca, Gastropoda, Lepetellida, Haliotidae. Gene Ontology annotation, molecular function: neuropeptide Y receptor activity. The record is from RefSeq and is a predicted model, not a curated record. Gene Ontology annotation, biological process: G protein-coupled receptor signaling pathway. Gene Ontology annotation, cellular component: membrane. Bases 1387 to 2598 code for a protein of 403 amino acids. The transcript is spliced from 3 exons.
ACUGGCGAAUCGAUAGCAGCGCCUCCAACCUCGUUAGGAGCGUAUGUAUACCCAGGCAGGUGCCGGACUCGGUCAGGAUUCCUCAUGCUCAGAUGAAAGUUGUAGGCAGCAGUGAACAAGCAUGGACUAAUGCACAGUCAGAACUAACUCAUUUCGCUGGAAACACUACACCGAUAAGACUCGUUUGUGGCAAUCCUCAGAUUUCAAGAUUACAUUUCUGUGCGUUUUAAUAUGUUCUAUGUCGUCUAUUCUGGGAUGUCGAAACUUUUACAUGACCACUGUUGAGUGAGAAACUUACCGCCCCGUGCUCCUGACAACAACAUAAAUGUGUCAUGUUUACAUUUUGUAGCAUUUGGAUUUGUACACACGCAGGAGCCCACAUGCCGCAGUGAGUAAAAUGUCCUGUAACCGGAGCGCAAACCAGACUCGAGAUGACUGGACAUACAUCAACAUGGUACUUGACACGUGGUUUGAGAAACAAUCGCAGGCAACCUUAGAAUGGGGUUAUCUGCCAGAUCUACCACACUAAUUGUACUGUCAGGUUCACCGAGGCGAAAUACAGUAGCUGAGAUAACAGACUUGCAUCUCGGACCAAGGAGUUGGAACAUUUGUAAACUGUUUCAAGCCUCACGAUGUUCGAGCAUGGCGGGUUCACAAGGAAUCAAGCACGGGACAGGGAACACCAAGCCUUAGUCAGCUGACACUCGCGGUGGUUUGAUUCAAAGCACAUAUCGCAGAAAACAAGGCUCUUGAAGUGAGAGUCAGCAAACUCUGUGAUUUUGUGACGGACAUCUCUCAUUGUCGAGUUCAAGGCGGACUUACAGCAGACAGGCAAGCUGAUCAAUCUAGCCAGUAAUUGUCAUGGACUCUGCUGGUUUCUGUGUGUUUUUUAACUGACAACCCGCACGGUUCAUCUGAGGGUCAUCAUCCUCGAUACAUCUACUUAAUGAAGACAAAACUUGAUAUGCUUCCUGAGUACACCGAGUGACUAUAUAUCCUAAUGGACAUGUGUAUGGGAAAUUGGAAGUCGAUCGAUUUUGUUUAAAUUAAUAGCGGUAUAGAUGUUGUGUAGUAAAGGUGAUUAACAAGGACCAUCUCACAUGAUUGUCAUACACGCAUAGAAGGAUUCCUUCCUGCUCAAAACACGGCUUGCUGGUGAGACGAUAAUUGGUUCUACGACUGAUGUGACACACACUUGGUACAUGGCAACCGAAUGCUUUUUGAAUGAUCAAGAAGCUACACGAAACAGAUAUUUCAUCACAGGCUAGGUGAUCCUUGUAACGGCAAUGCGUCGCCCGUAUGGUUGCAGGUUCGGUGAUGACAUUCGGUUGGCCUCUGGUGAAUAAGUUAUCCAUGGCACGUUUGUAAACAGCUCAUGGUAGCAACAUGAUAACUGCUGGGAACAAGAGUUCUGGGGACCUGAUGUCCCUACUUCCGGCGGAUUUAUAUGCCUAUUUCGACAUGUCGGAUCUGGACAGAUCGGGGAACUAUUCUCUCGAAGACUUCAUGAAGGUUGCUACGGAAUAUAAGGAAUCCGAUCGCUGGUUCGAUGGGCUUACAGAACUCUGUCUCAUCUUGAGUUUUUCCUUGCUCAUGCUUAUAGGUAUCUCAGGUAAUAUUACUGUUGGAUUGGUCAUCUUGCGGAGAAGGGCGUCACAGUCAAGUCGAAACUGGUACAUCUUCAAUCUAGCCGUGUCGGACAUUUUGACUUGUAUGUUUUGUAAACCCUUUCUCAUCCUGAGGAUGAUCCUAAAGAACUGGGAUAUCGGCGAAUUCAUGUGCAAACUUGUGCCUACUUUACAAACAACUUACGUGCUCGUAUCAACACUGACGAUCUUAGCACUGGCUGUGGACAGGUACAGGGCAAUUCUAUACACGUCAAGAAAGGAUCGGAAUGUGAAGAUAACGAGAUUUGUAAUCCCAGCUAUAUGGGCUGCGUCAUUGUUCGUAGCGCUCCCAAUAUUCCUGACCCAUGAAGUGGAACACGUCAUUGGAUUUAAUGGAGUUCCCCUGUACUCUAUCUGCCGUGAGAAAUGGAAUUCCUAUAUUCUACUGACAAUAUACACUAUAUUCGUUCUAUUAAUCCAGUAUCUGUCACCGAUGGUUGCUAUAAUAACCCUUCAUGUUAAAAUAUGUCAGUUCCUCGGAGUAAGGAUUCACACACGGGGUGCACAAAUGAGGGAUAUGCACAACAUUCGCAGGAAAUUGUCCAGACAUCGUAAGAAUAUUCUCCUUUUGACAAGCAUGGCAGUGUCGUUCGUAGUAUCCUGGCUUCCACUGACAUUAGUGAACAUCAUAGCUGAUAUUGACUAUCGUACAUUUGAACACACCGACUUUCCGCUGAUCCACGCCGUGUGUGUGCUCGUUGCCUUUACAUCAGUUUGCGUUAAUCCGAUCAUCUAUGGGUGGUUCAAUUCCAACUUUAAGCGGGAUCUGCGGAGAUUAUGUAAUCUCAACCCGUCCUAUAAGUGCUCAAAGUAUGUACUUAUCUUUCGGCGAUCGAGCAGAAAUCCGGACAUAAGUCUGUUGAUAUCUACCCUACCACGUGACGUGACGGUUUCUCCACGUGCAGAGCAGGCACAAGACACAGCCUUAUGACAUAUGGGGUUACCUCUUGCCCGGAUUAAUGUUCGUGGUACGGGGAUGUGCGAGAUAAGACUUAAUCUGUCUCGGAAUAACGCGCCUAGGGCAAGACAGGCACGACGACGACAGGUUAGUGUGAAUCGAAGUUAGCGAGACGGGACAGCCACUUCGUGCAAAAUGGAAACAACUUCUUUACAAAAUGGAAAAUAUACUUCUUUCAACUGUUUGUGUUUCUUGAACCUGGUGUUUCUUUCAUUACGCUUAUGUGGGUAUAUUACACGCAUAUAUUUGCGAACAACGGUUAUGUCGAUAAGUCGGUACUUGUACUUUGGGACUGAGAUUUCUUUGUGGUUAGGUUCAUGGUAACCACGAUACGGACAUCCAUGGCGCCAUUUUUAUCACUGACUUUGCAUGUUCAUGCUUUCUAUUAUCAAGUGUCUUUUGACAAACCUUUCUUAACUAAACUGUCUUAUCUAAGUACGGCGCGUGCUGACGUUGCGAAACGCUUCAGAAGUCCAGAACCGCAAAAGUUAUGGUACGACUACAUUUCCGCAUAUCUGUCAAAGUGGGCAAGAUGAGGUAUUAGUACCGAAUUUCAUAAUCCCACGUUACGUUGAAUACAAGAUUCGUGAGCAGAAUACACGAGUCGUGCAUUUCGCACCUGCAGCCCGUUCAAGCUAAGGUGAAACGCCUCCACAUAACUGAAAUACUGACUGACUCACUCACUCACUCACAGACUCAUUCUGUAAAGAAGUUUUGGUGUGCUCAAAAGCGUUUCUGGACCUGUGUUGUCUGCUAAGCCACAGACAGUGUAUGUUUUAUUCAGAAACGUCGGGGAAUCAACCGCUCUCCACGUUAAUAUGAUACGUAUAAAUUUACAAGAAAAGCUUAUUAUUGGAUUGGCAAUCCCUUAAACCACUUACAACAGAGAUAAGCUGGACCCUUUAUACUGUUGGUGUCAUUACAGUUCACACCACUGGUAUGCACAUUUCGUACUAAAUUCAGUCUGACGCAGUUGCCACAAAGGCUAUAUGAUUUCAGUUCCAAGCACAAUGACGUCAGCACACGGUACGGAAAGUAUUUGCCCUUUUUUAUGGGCAGUGGUGUCGUUAGAUGGUUGUUGGAAUAAUUCUGAAGGGAAAUAAGAUAACACUCAAUGAUUUAUAUUUAUUUACUUUAAUUCAAAGGCAAUUCUGUCAUUAUUUUAACUUGUUGAUUACUACUACUACUACUACUACUACUACUACUACUACUACUACUACUACUACUGCCAUACACACACGGAGGUCAAUGACGGACAUGUUUGUACAUACAUUCACCUUAAUUUGUUUGUUUGUUUGUUUGUUUGUUUGUUUAUUGACAAAAACAAAAACAAUGUUAAUGGAAAUGUCAUACUAGUGCACAAAAGUGUUUCAGCUGGACAUUACCGUUUUCAAGUCUCUAGAUCUAUACUCAGGUUAUUGACGAAAUAUCACAAUUUCGUUUCUGUGAUUAUGAAUAAUAAGCAGUGUGCAAAUUACAGAAUAUAUUCGUUGAUAUUGAGAUAUGUGACUGUUGUUUUUAAGUUUCACAUAAUGUAUCAUAUUCUCAGCACAUCUUGCAGCAUUGUAAUUCCGAAUUAUACAUAAUACUAUACACCUCACUACCACUCUUUCAGAAAUGUAUGUGAUAAAAUCAUUGUUCGUCAAUUGUGGCGCAUGUGGUGCAUGUGGUUCAUAUGAAUCUUGUCAUCAUUCCAUUUAUUAGAAGUAGUCUUAUAUCUCAACCAUUUGCGUGCGGACUCGGUUUGCACUGACGGUUUCUGAACCACUAACAUGUUUCAUUUUUACGGUACACUGUAUGUUAACUUGCAUACAAUGGCAGCUUCGGUUUUCUUCAUUGUGAUAUUUUACCAUUAGGGAGCAGGUCUUCCUACGAGUUUCCUCACACUUGUUUUAGUCUUCAUCACCCACUACCUGUAUACAGUGAACCCCGUUAAUCCGCACGGAAUCAACAUUUGAUAUAUCGUUGUGAGUAAUGGUUUGUAUAAACAUGUAUGUGGCUGUGAUUAACGGGGUUAAAUGUAUGUCUUGCAAGGUGAUUGAACGUUGACAUUCCUUACUAUUUAACAUUAGUAAAGGGUUUAUCAACAUACAUAGAAUGCCUUCUUCGUUCAAAUGCUAAUGUACAAUUAAAAAUCUAAAAUAAUAUAUACAUAACACUUUUUUUAUGGAUAGUAACUUCUUUUAUUCUUAGUACAUCAAUAUAAAAGUGUCAUGUAUUCAUGUUCUCCCAAUUUCUAAAGCCUAUCAAAGACUUGAAAUAAUUUAGGUAAACUAAGAAAAGUGAAGAUGUUGCAGUGUCCUGAUUGGAGACAUUAAUCAUCUUUGGAACUGUCACAUGCCGCAAUAUGUGGUAUGUUUGAGAAGGGUUCCAUUUUAGAAACGACCCCCUCUAAAGUGGAAUUCUAUUGGUUUGAAAAGGCGAUGGAUUCCACUGGAGAUCACACAUUCAAGAUAGAUACCAUACAAUUAAACCACAUUCGUGUUCAGCCAUUGUUAUUGUAUGGUUUAAAUGUUUGGUACAAGUGUGCUAAGUAAGUAUUAUUGCCCUUAUCACUCAUAUUCAAAGAUUGCCUUACGAUCUUGACCUUGUGUGUGUAUUCAUCUUUUAAUUCACAAUAAGUAUUUGUUUGUGAACCUAUUUACUAUCAUAGUUGCCAUAUUAUCUGAUCACUGAAUU